AUGACGAGUGAGACGUCAGGCGACCCCGUCGCAAGCAUGGAAAGCGCAACGGCAGAGAUAAGCAAGGACAAGAAUUCCGAUGAAUACUCGACAUCGCAAAAAUCGAAAUUCAGGUUCAAAUCAAAAAGAAGAUCUCACGACGAUGACCGGACUCGAAGCCCAUCCCAUAGAAGCCAUCGAGAAAGCGAUCGUCACCACCGACACCAUCAUCGCAGCAAGCGUCGCAAACGCUCCCCCUCCCCCACCAAAGCCAAAGAUGAUCCCUCACUCUACGACGAUACUCACCUUUCAAAUACAUCCUCAGGACAGUAUGAUCCAGAUGUCGCAUUCCGGGAAAGUCUCUUUGAUGCGAUGGCCGAUGAUGAAGGCGCCGCGUACUGGGAAGGCGUGUAUGGGCAACCGAUUCAUACCUAUCCUGACGUCAAGGAGGGACCUACCGGCGAGCUGGAACGCAUGACGGAUGAGGAAUAUACUGCGUAUGUGAGGGCGAAGAUGUAUGAGAAGACGCAUCAGCAUCUGGUCGAGGAAAAGGCGAGGAGGGAAGAGGCUAAGAAGGAGAGGGAACGGCUUGCGAAAGAGGGAAGGGAACAAGAAAGGGAAGCGGAGAGGUUCAGGAGGAAAGUUGAGGAGAGUCUUAGGAGAGGAGAGGAGAGGAAGAGUAGGAAGGCUUGGGGGGAGAGAUGGGAGGCGUAUACAAAGAAGUGGGAGGGACUUGGGAAAGGAGGGGAUGGUAAAGUUGCGGUUGCUUCUAUUCCAUGGCCUGUUGAGAGUGGAAGGAAGAAGGACAUUGAUUUCAAGGAAAUCGAGAGGUUUUAUUUGAAUGCGCCGACUUCUGGACAGCCUACGGAAGCAGAGUUGGGGAAGAUUCUGAAGUUGGAACGUAUUCGCUGGCAUCCGGACAAAAUUCAACAGAAAUUGGGAGGGCAGGAUGUUAGUGAGGAUGUUAUGCAAGCGGUUACCAUGGUCUUCCAGUUUAUCGAUCGAAUGUGGUCAGAGAUGAGGGAUAGAAAGAAGUGA
Messenger RNA from Hymenoscyphus albidus, 1017 nucleotides. The record is from the annotation of a GenBank genome assembly. Lineage: Eukaryota; Fungi; Ascomycota; Leotiomycetes; Helotiales; Helotiaceae.